AUGCAGCGUCCUCGAGCUAAUGGUAGAGUGAGAGCUUGGACGGUCGAAGAUGUUAGACGACUCUUCACCGGCGAUGCAGCUAAGGAGGCUAGUGAGGCCCCGAAGCAAGGGAAUCGAAAGGGUACUGGAGGGAUUGCCUUUCGGUGUCUUGAUUGUGAGCUGGACUCGAAUUGUGUUGUCUGUCCGGACUGCUUUUAUGGAGGCAAUCAUGAAGGACAUCAUGUGAAGUUGAUAAGGACCGUUGGUGGAUGCUGCGACUGCGGCGAUGAGGCGAGCUGGAGGAAGAGCGGGUUCUGUUCAAAGCACCAGGGUCUCGCUAAAGAAGACGAUAGUAGAGCAGCCUUCGAGGCCAUGCCUCGGGAACAGCAGAAAAGAAUUGAAGCGUGCGUCCCUGCAGUGCUGAGGUUCUUGAUACGUCUUCUGCAGAGGAGGCCGGUCGAUGUGAUGGUUGUGAGGGGCAUCACAGCUUGGCUGCUACGUCAAGCAAAGGCGUCUCUGGGCUUCCGUUACUUUAUCACUGAGAGGCUGUCGAGGCCGAUAGAGUCCAGGGGCUCUGCUGCUAGUCUGCUGAAUGAUAUGGUGAUGGCAUUCAACGAAAUGGCUAAGGAGAAGUUAGUGCGUAAAGUCGGGGAUGAGUUCAAGCAGACGAGCUCAGAGGCGGUCGAGUCGGGUGGACUGCCCCUGACGGCUUUACGGUUUGGUGAUGAGGAUGAUGAUGAGGACGAUGAGGAUAUGGAAGGUCUUGAGGACAUAGACGGGCUCGAGGACAUGGACGAUUUCUUGGCGAUGCUGCCUGAAACUGGUGACGAGCGAGUCGUUGCUGCUUUGGAGGCUGCUAUGGCUGCGGGAGGAGAGCAUGGCGUGGCGGGGAAUGCAAACGAGAAUUUGGAGCACGCGCCCGACUCUGCCACCGACGAUGCAGAGGAAGCCGAUGGAGUUGAGGAGGAGGACGGGGAACCACUGCGGCAAGAGGUUGAUGGAGAUGUCCUCAUGCGGACUAUGGAGGACCUACUCUCACAACAGAGGGACUCAUUUGCUAUGAAUCCAUUCAAGAGAGUCCUCCAAGCGGUUAACGACUUCAUCCUGAUGAUGUCUCAACUCUCCCCCACCUUCAAGCUGCAAUUUACUCGAGUCUUCAUGCGGCACUAUGACGAGAUUUCUAGUUUUAACGUGGAGCAGUACCAAGCCAUGGGGACAUCCAGCUCGAGUGCUCAGAGUGCGCAAGAGGACGAGGAGGCCCCACCGGCAGACAUUGCAGGGAUGUCGGUCCAGCUGCUGACGAUACCCGAGAUAUGCCUGGCUCUGAUGAGGCCCCGGGGGAUAGGGCCAGAUAAGGGCAAUUUGUUGGAGAUUCUCUUUGAUCGUCUUCACUCGCUGUUCGAGGGGAUUUAUAAUCACCAGAAUCGGACGCUGGAGUUGUCAGUGCUGAUGGGUUCUGGUCCAAGAGAAUUGGAUAUGACCAUAUGGCGGGUGACGCAUGACAUCAGCUAUGUGCUCUACCACCCCCAGCUCUGUGAGGUGUUCCUACGCAGUCCACAGCUGCAGCGACAGCUUCUGGCCAGUGCGUCGUUGAUGAGCUUUAUGAACCCGCAGGAGAGGGCGUUGCUUGAACACGUUACUUAUGAAAACAAGGCGUGGCGGACAGCAUUCAAGUUGGAGGGCGGUCUGGCGUCUACCUUGCGGAGUCUGGGCUCGUAUUGCUCGAGUCCUGAGAGAAGCAUAGAUUCUCUCAUGGGCUUUUAUAAGGAGCUCGUGAGCGCUAUCAUGAACCGGCUGCUUACAUCGUGCGUCAACUUCGACUUGCUGCUGUCGGCCUCUCCUGAGGAUAUGCAUAAGUGGCUGAAAGUAUUCCCAGUAGAGGCCCUCCUCGUGAUGAUGAAGGAAACGAUCGGCGUGUUAACUCUAUCGGGUGAGAUUCGUGAUAACCUGUGGGUUCGCAAUGGAGGGACGAUGCAGCAGCAACGUAGCGAGUACUCUAACAUGGGCCUGAAGAGCUCUGACCAAGCCUCGGUCCAACUGUGUCUGGUUCUAUUGGGGGAGCAUUGGAAGCACGAGUCCCCUGGAAGAGUGCAGCCCUUGAUAGCAGUCAUGUCGGGGGUCCUUCAAGAUCGGCCGGUGUCUGCGAGCGAAGCUGAGGAAAUCAGAUGCAGGCGAGAAAAGCGUAGCGACGAGGAGAGCAUAGAAGUACCACCUGGGAUUACUGUAUGGACUUGGAUGAAGAGCAAGCAUUUCGAAGAUGCUGACUGCAUGCGAACACUCUGGAGGAGGAUCGUGAGAAACCAAUGUCCCCCGGAAGGCACUGAGGAGUACGAUGAGGCUGCUUACCUGGCCAGACGGGCCAUCGUCCAGGUGUUGGCAUAUAAGAACUUCACUUUCGGCCAGUUAGUUCUGUACCUGCCUGGUCCCUUGCGUUCUUGUGAGGCAGUGAUCUCCUCGGAAUUGGAGCUACUCGCUCAACGAGUUGGUACCAGCAAUAGUGGUAGCAGUUCUAACACUAGGGAGAGGGUUCGUUCGGAAGACAUCAUCGGGGAGGAAGGGACUACUCCUGAGGAGAGUACGGGACGAACGAUGUACAGUUUGAAGAAGGGCAGUUGGUCCUACUACGACGCUUACUGCUCGGCCUUUGGUAACUCCAAGCAACGAGAGGCCGCUAUGGAGCAUGCGUUGUCCAAGGCUGAGGUGGGAAUCAUUGGCCCGAGUAAUGAGAUAGAGAUCCUACCAUCGAUGCUUCGUAACCUAGUUGACGCCAUCAUCGAACCAUUGACCUAUGCUAAGUCGACAGGGAAUAGUCCACGCCCAUUUGAUGUCUAUGAGCUCAUAUUUGUUCUCAUCAAGGCCAGGACGUUCGAGCUCCAUGCUACGGCCGCUGCUGGCCCGAUGUCGAUGUCCUCGGCUAAGCUCUCGGCACUGGACUGGACCAUUGGUGUGGCCAUCCGGCUGGCAGAUUUCUUGGCUCAGUCGAUCCCUGCGGAGAUGGUGACGGAGACAGCUGUGUUGCACGGCUAUCAUGGAGUUGGCGCGAUUGCCACUGCGCAUGACUUGCACGUAAAGCAGGAGCUGAAUGGCCGCUCAGGGUUCGUUCUUGGUUAUGGUCGCGGUGGGAGGAUCGACGUCUAUUUCAAACCGGAGGGAAUCUUCCGUCUCAAAGAAGAGAAUGUCCGGUAUGAUGACGACAAGCAUGCAAAUUGGUUACAGCUGAUGCGCUCAGCUCUACAGGAGUUGUCGGGCCUGGACGAGAUACUCCCUAUACUCGGGCGUACUGUGAAGUCGGUGAUGAGCCGACGGGGUGCUGCUGAAACGCCACCCCCGAGGGGGACACUCGGAACGGAGUCAUCGUCGUCCGGUCCGAGAACUCGUCAGCGUCGUCUGGAGAGCGCUAAAAGAAGGCAAAAACUGAUCAUCAAAGCCAUGAGGCGGCGACAGGAGGAAUUCUUGAAGUCGAUGAAGCAGUUGAAGGAGUCGGACUCAGUUGGGGGCCGGGGAAGUGGUAGAGGGCUGCUCAAGCGGUUGUUCGGAAGCCAGGAGGAAGCGCGGUCAGAGUUGCCGACCAGUGCAGGAAGCUUGGGAGCUGCUGUUGCUGCUCCUACGGCAUCAGCGGAGUCGGACCAGGAGUGCGCCUUGUGUAGAGAGACGGACACGAUAGAGAACCUACAGCGGACAGGCCCUCUCUGUGUUGUGGCCUAUUUGGGCCGAGGAAGAGUGGCUGGGCCGGGGUUGGACGGCAAGGGCAUUGGAGCGUAUAUCAAUAGCUGUGGCCAUAUGGUGCAUUCGAAGUGUUGGAGUAAACAUCGUGCAGCGAUCCGUAUGCGUCAUGAGGGCCAUCACGACUUCUUCUUCGUCGACGUGGAGAAGGGGGAGGCGCCCUGUCCUAUGUGUCGUUCUCUAGCGAACCUCUGCCUGCCCUAUACCAAGCUCAGCGUCCUGACGAGCGCAGGGGAUAAGUGGUGGACUCCUUGGGACCGAGAUUCGAUCGGUCCAGAUAGGGUGGCGCGCGCCAUGGCUACGUGUGAAAUGAACAAUCUUGUGAAAGCGGUAUGGGAGUCUCGAGAUCGGUCCGAUGUAGGAGAAACCAACAGUGGUGAGAAGAAGACGAGGGCGGGCAUGCUCUUGAGCGUUGCGUACAGCCAUUUAUUGGGAAUUAUGGCCACUUUGCCGUCAGUGUUGGUGGAAUGUGCAUGCACGGAGCCUCAACAUCAAGUGCCAACUUUUGCGAUACUACUGCGCGCACUGGCUGCUGAGCUCAUGACGGGCGAUAGCGACUUGAAAGGAGACAACCGAGGGAUGGAUAUCCUCGCACGUAUUGUGGGUCGACGAAUGACGCAGACCAAGUUGUCGGAGGAGCUAGGGCAAAUAUGGCGAGAGCAGAAGCAGGAUGGGCACGAUGAUGAAUCGGCCAUGGAGCGCUUGACGGAGGUCGGCAUGAUGGCAUGCUGGGCUGUGGCAUCCCUGAAUAGUCUUGACGAAGCUGACCUCAAUCGACUGCAGUUUGCAGGCUUGGGCGAUCCGAAGGAAGCGUGGUAUACAAUAUGCAGCGUUCUGGAGAUAGCAGACCCUCUCUACGGCAUGCAUGUGGAUUUGAGCAGCCUUCGAUCGGUGUCGACUAGGCCACGACCAAUGUUCAGCUCGGAGAUGGUUACGUUCAUUGAUCUCCCUAUCGAUAUGUUGGAGCUUGUCCGUGAAACCCUCUCACGUGAAUGCGGCAAUUGUCACUCUAAACCCCUGGAUCCAGUGGUAUGUCUACUAUGUGGAGAUGUUUUGUGUCUGGACGGCGAGUGUUGCCGAACGCCUGGACAGACCGAAGGAGAGUGCACUCGGCAUGCUCGAGCCUGUGGAGGUGGCCAGGGCCUUUUCAUAAUGCCCUAUGCCUCAGUGAUCCUUGCGGUAGCUGCUCCGAGGAACUGCAUCUGGGAUGGCCCGUAUGAAGACUCUCAUGGUGAAACUGACAGUUAUUUGCGUCGGAAUAUGACGGAUUUGAAACUAUCCAAAAGACGAUAUGACCAACUCAAGUCUGCUUUUAUCCGCGGCACCAUUGAUAGCGAUAUUAUAAAGAACAACGAGAAGACUGGCCGGUUCGUACCAAGAGCUCUCUAAUAUCUCUUCCUACUGUUCAGCUUACUUAUCGUUAUACAGUUGCUACAGUAUUGUUACUCGUUUCGUAUUAU
Perkinsus marinus ATCC 50983 is the source of this 5162-nucleotide messenger RNA. RefSeq lists its product as hypothetical. The transcript has 45 exons. Gene Ontology annotation, biological process: protein ubiquitination; ubiquitin-dependent protein catabolic process via the N-end rule pathway. Gene Ontology annotation, cellular component: ubiquitin ligase complex; cytoplasm. The coding region runs from base 1 to 5091 and encodes 1696 amino acids. NCBI's taxonomy places the organism in Eukaryota, Perkinsozoa, Perkinsida, Perkinsidae. The record is from RefSeq and is a predicted model, not a curated record. Gene Ontology annotation, molecular function: ubiquitin protein ligase activity; zinc ion binding.